Messenger RNA from Octodon degus (degu), 4538 nucleotides. It is a transcript of the gene Natd1, whose product is annotated as N-acetyltransferase domain containing 1. Lineage: Eukaryota; Metazoa; Chordata; Mammalia; Rodentia; Octodontidae. The transcript is spliced from 3 exons. The coding region runs from base 93 to 434 and encodes 113 amino acids. The record is from RefSeq and is a predicted model, not a curated record.
CGCGCCGCCGCCGAGUGUCAGAUUCUGCGCCGCCGCCUGCGUUCAUCCGUCCGCCCCGCGCUCUCCGGGUCUCCGCGGCCGCAGCCCCCGCUAUGGCGCACUCGGCGGCUGCCGUGCCGCUGGGCGCGCUGGAGCAGGGCUGCCCCAUCCGCGUGGAGCACGACCGCCGGCGCCGCCAGUUCACCGUCCGGCUCAACGGGUGCCAUGACCGUGCUGUCCUGCUGUAUGAGUAUGUGGGCAAGCGAAUCGUGGACCUUCAGCAUACAGAGGUCCCCGAUGCCUACCGUGGUCGUGGCAUUGCCAAGCACCUUGCCAAGGCCGCCCUGGACUUCGUGGUGGAAGAGGAUCUGAAGGCCCAUCUCACAUGCUGGUACAUCCAGAAAUACGUCAAGGAGAACCCCCUGCCGCAGUACCUGGAGCGCCUGCAGCCGUGACCACCUGGCAAGCGCCCUGCGGCCUUCCCUCCACGCGGACUGCCAGGCCGCGUGCUCUCAGGACCCUGCUCCCACCACUGGGAACAGGCUCAAAGUUAUUUUUGUAAGAAUGCUCAUCCUGCCCAGGUCCAGGUGCCUGAAGGUGGCUGCCUGAGGCUGGGCACUGUAGUGACUGAGAGAAGGGGAGGACAGGUGGCCAUGGACCCCACAGCCCCCACCUGUGAAGGCCCUCCAGCUUGCACAGACCUGUGGGCACUGCAAGGGGGUUGGGACCAACUGGAGCCCUGCUCUGUGGUCAGCAGGGGCCAGCGUGGGACUCCUGCCACCAUUCGCAAGAGCUGUGUCCUGUCUGCAGAUAAGGAGGACGCUCCCCAGAGCUGAGAGGGGCAAUAAGAGACUUGAUGUGCCAACUUCCAAGGGUGGUAGUACCAAGCCUCAGCUGCCACCAGCACUACCCACUUCUCUUUCUCAGUCUUUAGUGCCCUGGUACAAGUGGCAGAGCCACAGUAGAGGGCAACAGCCCUAAUGUGAGAGGUGGUGGAUGGAACUCCUGCCCAGGCUUCACUGUACACGUGCUCACACCAACACAUGUGCCCAGGAUAGGGGUGUGGACAGGCUGGGCCAGUGAGUCGCUUCCUCCUCUUUGUACCCUCAUCUUCCAUCACUCUGCAGAAAAACAAGGUCAUCCCCUCCCCUGAGAGCUACUACCCUACCCCCAUCUGCCAGACCCUGGAGACUCUUGAGUGGCAACAGGCCCAUACACAUCCCAGAGUCCCAGCCCUCACUGGCCUUUUUGCCACCAGCUGUCUGAUCUUUCUUGAGUGAACUCACCUUAGAACUGGGGGGAGGAAGGAGGCGUUUCACCCCCAGCAAGCACCAUUCUCACUCAAGAGGAAGGAGCAUUUCAGCCCAAGGGAUUUCCUUGCUGCCUCCAGGCACCAGAGACUUGUUCUCUUUUGUGGCCAGCUAUGGCCAAGCCUGUCUCAAGUCCCAGGGCCCCUCCCAAACCAGCCCUCCUGACAUUCUGGGGAGGAUCACUGAAUAUACCUUGGCCCUGAGGUACCCACCUCCCUUUGGGGACUGGUUAGGGCUUAGCUUCUUGAUGCCUGCUUCGUUCUCCACAAGGGUUAAAUUCAGUUCUCAAGAGAGCUGGGGGUGCAUGACCCAGGAGUCAGAGUUCCUUUGGGAUAAGGUGUUAGUCAACAGUAAAUCCCUUCCCAGGGCACUGAGGGUGUCCCAGCAAGAGGCUGACAGGCCCCCCACUCCCUGUAGUGCACAAUCCCAAGUAGGGUGGCUGCUGGGGAGCUGGUUGCUGUGAUGGCUCUCCCUUGGGUGCUGGCCUCACCUGUGGACUCCCACUCUCCUUCCCCAGACACACCUGGAGUGCUGGCGUCUGCAUGCACACAUGAGGCGUCACAGGGCUGGCUAGCAGCAGUCACCACCCUUGACACUCUUACCCCUGUACGUCCCCAGUUUGGCCUCCAGGAGAGCCUGGGGUCCUACACCUUCCCCCAUCCUCAGCUUGCUGAGUACUCUUAAGGACCAGAGAACCUUGGAUGUCCAGGGAAAAGUUGCCAGAACGCAUGUCCGCUGGGGAGCUCCAUUCCCAUGCAAGUUAAGAAAAGAGCAGAUUAUGGCUCCCCUUCCGAGCAGUCAGUCACACUUGCUGGCCAAAGUAGGCACCUUCCCCUUCUGCCUUGGGCCAUCUAGGUUGGGGUCCUCAAGUCCCCCCUCCCUCCCUCCCUCCCUCCCUCCCUAAGAGCACCUCUGAAGUUCUGUCACAGGUUGUCCUGCCUCCAGUCACUCAGUGAGCUGGGGCCUAUAUGAUGAGGUGGCCCAGGUGCUUUGGCCUACCCAUAGCAGAGUCCUCACAGCUGCAGUGUGAGUGGUCUCCACAGGGGGCCCCAAGGCAGCUGCUGGCCCUACUCUCCCUGCCCCAAACUUGAGAUCCCUCACUGUCCCAACAGCAGGGCCCUUCCUGUGAAGGCUGUGAGCCCACAGAACAGUACUUGAAUAAGGAGGCUUGAGGUGGUAGAAGGCCUGGAGGACUCUGGCCCAGAAAGAAUGGCUCGGGCAUCCUUGGCAGUUUUUUCUGCGUGUUCCCACAGGUUAACCCAAGCAUUCUUAGUUCCUCAGGCUGCCUUAAAGUACCACUGGCCCCAUUCUGGGGGCUCGUUAGGGCUGUGCCAGACGCCCCGAGGUUCCUGUGGGGCAUUGUGGUGGCGGAAAUAGCCACAUCACCCACCCUGGAGCCAUAACCCAAUUCAGCCCCUUUGGUGCUACCCCCAUCGGUCCCAACCUCACCCGAGUCCUUGCAGGAGCUGGCUGCUGAAACCCUUGGUUAAGCCAAAGGCACAGGGACCCUUGCCCACCCCAGCAGGUUGCCACAGGGUUCAUGCUCCCCUGUGCUUUCUCUGUCUAUAGAGCAGUAACUCAUGUGCCUUUCCCACUCAGGAGCUGCACCAGUGGUAUUGGGGCCAAUGUCAUUUUGCAGGCUUCCAAAUCUAUCACAAGGCAUACAUUCAGUGGAUGGCACGGGCCUGCAGGACUUUCCCCAGGCCCUGCGCGCAAUCCUGUGCCAAUUGGAUAGGUUGCCAAUUUUUAACUGAACGGACUGGGACAGCGUGAGGAAGUUGGGGAGCUCUGGGGUGAGAAAGAGCAGAGAUGGGCUGUGUAGGUGGUCUUUGCCCUCCUACUGGGGGGCGGGCAGGAAGGCCCGGGCUAAAAAGCCUGGGCCUCCAGGAACAAACUGCCAGCAGGAGAGGUGUCAGCUGCGGUGCUCCAUUUUUGCACAGGUUAAGAAAAGAGCAGAUCUGGGGAUUGAACUCUGGCACACUCGUCACUGAGCUGCAUCCUCAGCCCAUUUGAUUUUUCACUUUAGGACAGGGUUUCUCUAAGUUGCUGAGACUGGGCAUGAAUUUGGAGUCUUUCUGCCUCAGCCUCUCUCAGUGUUGGAUUGUAUAGCUUCUUAUUUUUUGAACAUCACCAUGUGUGUGUGGGGAGCAGCCCCACUUUCCAGGAGUGGAAGACAAGACUAAGGGACCCAGAAAGGUAGUAGCAGUGGCAUCAGAUUCCAUUCCCAGCCUGGGCAAUUUAACUGAUCUCAUCACUUCUGUCCUGGGCACCGCAGCCUGGCCCGCCCCUCCCCCAGGCCCGCAGUCCAGCCCUGAUAUUUUAGCCUCUUACACAAGAGCUGUGUUGGUCCUAAACAGUCUUCAGAGACUUCUGGUCCAGAGCAGGGAGGUGAGGCCCAGACUUGCUUGAACACAGGCCCAUCAGGGAGCAGCAGCCAGGCUUCUAGAACCCAGAAGCACGGAAGUUGUGCACCAUGCCAAAGCCCACAUCCCUGCUUCCCGGCUGCCAACAUGUGCACAACUCCUGAAUAGGAAUUUUUCUUCUUAGUUCCCACUGUGGAAUUGGAUGGCUGCCCCAACGAAAAGGGAGGAGGCCACAGUCAGCAAGCCCUUCAUUAUCUUACCCCAUUAAUUCCCACAGUAGUUCUGAGAGGUACUAACUCUGGGCCUGUUGAACAGAUGAAGCUGAGGUUCAGGGUGAUGGAGUUUCCAGUCUUUGGCCACACAGCUAGAGGAUUCUGGGGCCAAGCCUAGUUCCUGUCUUCUAGAUGGUGGUGCCGAACCUAUGUGUUGUGGUCUUAUGUCUACUUAGGUGACAGGUUGCAUCAGAAAGCAAUAAAACCUUCAGCAACUUGAUGCUCAUUUGGAGAGCUGAGCUGGGGCUAUGUGUUGAGCUGUCAGGUGUAGGGUGAUGGAGCGUGCCCGGCCAGCAUGGGCACGGCUAAAUCCUAUGGGGAGCUAGUGUCAGAGCUGGAAUAUUCUUGGAGCACCUGGCUGUGUUUCUCACUGUCUUCCCUCAGUUCAGGAUUUUCAGAUUUGCCUGUGUCCACCCAGACAUCUUUCUACUAUUCUCAGGGUCCCACUCCUUUCAGAUCAGUGCCCUAAAUUUCAUGUGAGAGAUCCGACAAGGCUGUGAAUUCAACUCGUGUUGCAACUCUGCAACCUGCAGGAUCAAAUCUAGGGUUGUUUUCAGUUGUAUCCGUCCUAUGGCUACAAGAUAUUAAAGAUGCUUUUCUGGUUGUCAAAGGUA